AUGGAUACCCGGACACACGACUUCGUGGAGGCUAACCGGAAGCAUUUCAACGAAACAGCCUCAGAUUAUCGGCCCUCCAAGUCAUCUUCAGAAUUGGCUAGACGUAUUGCUCGCGCCGUUCUACGUCGCGAAACAUUUGACGAUGAAACGACAGAAGUUAUGGAUUUUGCUUGCGGACCUGGUCUACUCUCUCAACAACUAGCACCCCAUGUCAAAUCCAUAGUGGGGGUGGACAUCAGCCAGGGCAUGACGGACAUCUACAACAGCUUCGUCUCCAAUCAAGGCAUCCCUCCGGAGGAGAUGAGAUGCAUGUGCGUUGACUUGUCCACGCAUAGCCCCCAAGAGCUACAGUCCGGUUUCGACGUCGUAAUAUGUGCCAUGGCAUAUCACCACUUCGAGUCCAUUGCAGACAUGACUCGUAUUCUGACGAGUUACCUGAAACCCAACGGACGUCUCCUUGUAGUAGACCUGCUCAAAGCAGAAGAUAUCGACCUGGACGUCAUCUUCCCGGAACACAAGGACAACAUCGUAGCUCACAGAGGUGGAUUCAAACAGGAGGACAUCGAGGAAGCUUUCACAACUUGUGGAUUGCGACUCGAGUUCUGGCCCGACAUCGCUGUCAAGAAGAGCGGUCACGAUCUUCGCCUCUUCAUCGCAAAAGGGACCAGGGAGGAUAAAUAG
Molecule: messenger RNA, 681 nt
Organism: Coprinopsis cinerea okayama7#130
Lineage: Eukaryota; Fungi; Basidiomycota; Agaricomycetes; Agaricales; Psathyrellaceae
Product: hexaprenyldihydroxybenzoate methyltransferase
Exons: 4
Coding region: 1-681 (226 amino acids)
Source: RefSeq, a predicted model, not a curated record